Messenger RNA from Trachemys scripta elegans, 2820 nucleotides. RefSeq names its product transmembrane protein 81 (gene TMEM81). The record is from RefSeq and is a predicted model, not a curated record. The transcript has a single exon. NCBI's taxonomy places the organism in Eukaryota, Metazoa, Chordata, Testudines, Emydidae. The coding region runs from base 1897 to 2694 and encodes 265 amino acids.
CUUAGAAAACAACCGUCUCUGCUUCAAAGAGUUUACAGUCUUGGGAUUGUUUAUUUAUUUUGCAGCAAGAAUUUGCUUGAAUAAACUUUAACAAAAACAAAUUCUUAGUCUAAUAAAAAUAUUUCCAUAUUCUAAUAAACAAACAAAAAAACAGUGCAAGCAAAUGGUCUUAAUUACAAGUUUGCAUUUGUGUGCAACACAAAAGUUCCUGGACAGAGAACCUGAAAGUGAAACUGACCGUAAGGAAAAGAGAAAUUGACUUAAUUGAAUUUAUGUUCCAGUACUCUGAUGCUAUGCUGAGCUUAGCAUAAAUAUUGGGAGAAUGUAGAGAUGGAGAAAGUGAACAGCAUAAAUAGAGAACAGUAAACUGGAUUUUAAAAAUUCUUUCAGCUUUUAAUAAUCUAAGGUGAUGGUGGGAAGAGAGGUGCAGUUAUUAUAGUGCUGUUCAUUUUUAAGGAAAAAGUCCGUGUUCCUGCAAUCUGAUCUUUAGUAAUAUCCAAUACUCAGUUUGCUGCUCAGGGAUUACUUUUGUUUACUGGACUAUUGUCACAAUACUGUAUUGCUCCAUCAAAAAUAAAUACCGUGUUUACUUCUCAUGACACACGAUACUUGGCACUUUAUUGCACCUGUCUUCGAAGACUUUCACAACUCUGUGAACCAUUGCUUUGGAACCAUUCUCUUCUCUGCCUGCACCAACACCCGUGUAUCGUAAGUGGCAGUGCCCAUUUUGCUAAUGUAUCAAUUGGAAUGUGAAGGUUGUGACUCUCCAGUGGUCACUCAGUGAGUCAGUAACUGAGUCCAGAAUAGAUCCUGGGUGUCAAAUUCACAGCUAAUAUAAGUGGUAUCUGAAAUCAGUGCAGUUGCAGCCACCUCUGUUAGUGGUAAAUUUAACCUUGGGCUCCUGACUCCCAGCCUUAUGCACUAACACUGAUACUGUCAGCUCAAAUGGGGCAGCCUGGCUUUACUAACUUCAGUAUUUUAAGGUGCUGUGGCCUUUUUGGAGCUUUCUUCAUCAAAUAAUCCAUUUAAGAUGCUUGCCUGGAUGUGUGCGACGUUCUUUGUGCCAUCAUCCUGCCUCGUGGAAGGCUAGCUUAUGACAUCAUAAUUGUUUCACAGUAGCAUGUGUUAUGGAAAUUUUAGAGACUUAAUUGAGCCAUGGAAGGAAGUGAAGAAGCAGGUCACCUCCCUGCAUAUACAAAAUGUCUGCUGUCCUAUUUGAAAGGAAAAUAGCCAAGCAUAUAAGUGGUUAUAUUAAAAUAUUUACCAGUUUGCCUUUUAACUCUUGAUGUGCUGAUGGCAAUGAAGUCAAAAGCUUAUCUUCAUGAUCUUGGAGAUUUGGGGAAUGCUUUAAAUUUCAGGGUCCAAAUAUGUAAGACAGUACUCCUCACGUACAUGGUAAGUACUAUUUUCCUAUUGUUUUGUUGGCAUUGUAUUGGGGUUUCAAGAUUUUAUUAUGGAUUGUGUUUUAUAGUUUGGGGUUGGAGAAAUUCAACUGGAAUAACUUCUCUUUGCUCCAGAAGUUGUUUUAAAAUCAUUUUUUGAGUUCUCCUUCCUGUUCCCUGAGAGUUUAAAUUAAAAUAUUUUUGUAUCAAAGGGGGUUUCCUGUUGUUGGAGUUGAGUAGUUUAAAAUGAGAUGUGAAACGUCUGUUAUAGAAAUAGGAACCCACGUGAUGAACAAGGACUAACCUAUUAAUAAGUUGCAUUUUCUUUAGCAGCGUUUCACUUCAAGUCCUUGUUCUUGGAGGAUUUCAUGUAUGUGGGGAAUUAGUUCAUGAAGGUGCUGCGGCUGGAAUUUCAAUAAUAUGUAGGAUGAACACUUAUGAAGAAUGACUUGCACUUGUUGGACUACUAACUGCCAGUGGCUUAGAAGUGACUUAUAAAAUUGACUAUGCAGAGAUGAAGACCUUGGAAAACAGCUUUAUCUGUGGGACAUUAGCUUUUGGUUUCUAUCUGCCUUUGUUGGCAGCUUCCCUUGAGACAGUUACCAUCCCAGAGCAGCUGAAGUCAGCAGUUGCUAAGGUCUUGGUCAGCACCACAUCCUGCAGUGUCACCUGUGGCCUGGGCUUCAAGGUGGAGGAGAUGUGUCAGAUUGAUCCGCAUGGGAAAAGGAGUCAUUGUAACUUCCGCAGGUCAGACUGCCUGACCAACUGGAUCUGUGGGUUACUCCAUUUCACUGUCCCCAUUGGCAAACCAUUUAAGCUCAGCUGCCUGACCUCUGAGAUGAUUGGUGUUGGCAGCCAGGCCUUUAUCUACACCUGGAGGCUUGCCAGAGGCAUAAUCACCACAGAUGAUCUGCUUUUCAAACCUUUCAAGACCCCAAGCUAUGUCAUCAAACUUUCCCCUGCCAAAGAAUCUGAUGCAGGGACUUACAGGUGUGAUGUGCAGCUGAUGAAGACAUUCAAGCUUGUCAAGAGAAUCUACUUUGGGCUUCGAGUGAUCCCUAAUGACUUAGUGGAUCUGAACUUUCAAAAAUCCUUGACUCUGGAACAGAAACUAGCAGCAAAUGAAAAGGAAGGAAACCAACAGAAUGGUACCAGUGUCGUAGUACAAUGGCAUCAGCAAUCUUGGCAAAGAAGGGCCUUGUUGGUGUUCCUGAUAGGAAUUGGAAGUGGGGUAGCAGGAGGUGUGUUGGUGGGCACAGUUCUCUACUUUUUGCUGGAGGCUCGCAGGAAAAAUAGAGCCACAGAGGAGUGAACUGCUUUUUAAUGUGGUCUCUUCCGACAGAGGGAUAAUCCGCUUACUGCAAUACUUAUGCUGUCUUAGUGGCAAUAUUCCAAACUGAUGUAGGUGUGUGAUUCUGAUAAACUGAGAUUUAACUAU